CUGCGCUCAGUGCUAGGAAUUCACGUCAUUUCGCCACUAACGCAUCCAAAUCAAUGAGCACUGCGUUGUACGCCUUCUACAGUGAAGUCUUCCAGGAAGAAAUUAACCAUCGCCACGCCAAAAUGUAGCGCACAACAGCGCCAGGGAAAACAAAGAAGUUGAAUGCGCUUUUACAGAAACUAUACGCAAAAAUGGAUUAACUAACAGACACAAACAUUCAUUGCCGUGCGAAUGUAACCAAAUCCAGGACAAGGAGACGGACGUGGGUGGUUUUUCAGGGUUACUUCAAGGAAAAAAGGGGAAAGGAAAGUGGAAACAGGAGAACUUCCUGAAUUUAAACAAGACAUGUCCGAUUCCCCGUCGCAGAUCACGAUCAAGCAGGAGAGGAGCCCGUUCAACCCUUCCGCGAGCCCACUGCCAAACUCUACUUCCUCUCCCUUCCAUGCGCCCGCCGCCCCCACCCCCACCCCCACCAACGCCCCACCAGCCAGCAGGAUGGAGGACGAGCCAGGCAGGCUGCCGACACACCUGCGUCUGCAGCCGGUGUUCUGGAGCCGUGAUGACGUGGCCCAGUGGUUGCGCUGGGCGGAGCAGGAGUUUGCGCUCAGGCCCAUCCCCAGCAGGAGCUUCCAGAUGAACGGCAAGGCCCUGCUGCUGCUGACCAAGGAGGACUUCCGCUACCGCUCCCCCCACUCAGACUAA
Molecule: messenger RNA, 702 nt
Organism: Alosa alosa (allis shad)
Lineage: Eukaryota; Metazoa; Chordata; Actinopteri; Clupeiformes; Clupeidae
Product: transcription factor ETV6-like
Exons: 4
Coding region: 346-702 (118 amino acids)
Molecular function (GO): sequence-specific DNA binding
Source: RefSeq, a predicted model, not a curated record